Molecule: messenger RNA, 2983 nt
Organism: Lolium rigidum
Lineage: Eukaryota; Viridiplantae; Streptophyta; Magnoliopsida; Poales; Poaceae
Exons: 6
Coding region: 199-2676 (825 amino acids)
Source: RefSeq, a predicted model, not a curated record
GUCCGCUCUCUCCUCCGACUGCCGCCAACUCCGCCCCCGCGCGCCCUAACUUUUGCCCUCAAAUCGCAGGCCGGAGCGGGGGCCAACCCGCUGACCGACCGCUUCAGGUCGCCGGAGACCGGGGUGUCCCCGUGGAUAGCACACAUCGAGGCCGCCGUCACCAGUUCGGGGCCGUGCAGCGCGGCGCUCGGCGGUCUGAUGGGCAGGGCUGCGCCCGGAAGGAGGGGCCGCCGGGAUCCCCGUUCUACAGCCGGUGUCGGGGCUCGACCUCAAGGCCUUGGCUUCCUCCAAGCAAGCACAGGAAAUCUGGGCGGCAUCACUGAUGAUGUGGAUUGUGACGCGGGCGACGGAUUUGCUUAUCUCGUAGCUGCUGCUGGGAUUGGAGCUGGUGAGAGCAUCAGAGAGUCGCUAGAUAUGUUGAAGGCGAAUUUUCAUGAAGCCGAAUCUCCUGAUGUGAAGCCUGUGUGGCAGGACACGCCAUCGCAGACAGUUGAUGGUGCUGAGGAGGUUACGCAGAAACACAACGCACAAGCGCAGCUGGAUAAGUAUGCGGAGGAACAUGGCACCAUCAUUGCUCAACACCAGCAGAAGUUUCGUAGGUACAGCAGGAGGAAAGCAUCGAAGGUGGGGAAUGUACAGGCUGCUGCUGCAGCUCACCCAGAUGAUCUUCCUGAUGAACCAUGUGCGGCCAAAAGGAAGGCUCCAUGGAACUCACCACAGGAGUCACCUGCCGCUGUGACACAACGUGUUUCACCUGCUGGUGCGACACCUCGACGUAGCCUCCGUGUUGCCGCGACCAGCUAUGCUACCACGACUUCUCACCAUUCUCCGUCUCCUGGGGAAAUGAGGCUUGUUAAGUGGCGCCAUACGUUGGACGAAACGUAUGUUCCCGACGCUGAUUCAGAUGUUGCGGUGGAGGAUGCUGGUGCAGCUAGUCAGCAUGUUGAUGACAAGCUUAUCACCAAUAAAAGGCAGAGAGUUGCUGCAGUUCCUAGUGCUUCAGAUGGGAAGAAUCCUGGCAACAAGAAGAAAGCAAGAGCGUUGGAGAGGCCACAUGGUCAGAAGAACAAGGCUGAAGCAGCGGAUGCCUCCACAGAUCGCUUCCAGCAAACUGUUCGCUGUUCUCUUGGAGAAGUUCGUGAGGCGGUCAAGCUGCUGCAGGAAUGUCACAGAGUGAAGGUCCGAGAAGCUGGAUUCGGAUGUGUGUUUGAUUGGGUUCUGGAGGGUAAUGUAUCCCGUGUCCUCAUUUGCCAUCUCAUGACGAAGAUUGAUACUUAUACGAUGAAGAUCCAAUGCGGGUCUGGUAAGAUUCUGGAUGUUAACAGAGAGGCAGUUCACCACGUUUUUGGAUUCCCCAUAGGAGGUGAUACAGCUCCAAGGCCCUCGGACAGCGGCCAUGGUGCUUCAUUGGCGAAGCUGAAGGAAGAACUUGGGUUUGAGAGGACUGGCAGCAUUCAGACCAAAGACCUUCGCAGCCUGCUAGCUAAAUUAGUUAAGGACGGGACAAAAAUUGAUUUAGCAGUGAAGGUUUUCUUUUCAAUACUGUAUAACAAACUUAUCUGUCCUGGGUCGACAGUUCGUCUCGGAAGGGAGGCUGCAAUGCUUGUUGAUAUGAACUACAAGAAGAUGGCUACAAUGGACUUCUGUCAGCUAGUUGUUGAUGAUUUGAAGCGAGCUGCUGAGAAGUAUCAGAAUUCAGAUGUCAACCAGGCUGGUCUUGAAGGAUGUGGCGUUAUUCUUGUAGUGAUGUAUCUGGACAGCUGCUACUCAGUCAAUCAUUCUGUCAUGCAUCGCCGGACUCCUCGCGCAAGUUUUUUGCACCAGAAACCUUUGAGAGACAUUUAUAACCUAGACCAGAUUAGGAGUGGUGGAAGUGAUCUGUCUGCAUACAUUUUUGGAAAGUUGGCGUGGAAGGGUCGUAACGACAUCGUGUACUCUUACCGGCUGCCUGUUGAAGAACUUUGGACUGGAUGCAGUGUUCCAAGCUCAGCCCGUUCUUCUGAACAUGUUGAUUCUGAUCAUGAACCUCUCACGAGGUCUCAGCCUGAAUUCUUGGUCACCCAGGCAUCAGUUUUGGAUACUGGUUCUACACCUCCAUCAACUUUGAAGAGCGGAGGGUCCAGGCCUAUUUCAGUCAUGAACAAGAUUGUACAGCUUCUGCAGAAAGUUGAGGACCUUUCGCGGUCUGCCCCGAGCAUUGAUGAUCGUCUGAGCCGGAUAUCUGGUCUUUUUCCUCCUGGGCAUGGGCCUAGCACUGAAGCUGUAAAGCAGGUGGCAGAUCAUGAAGCCAGUGUUCUUGAUAGCUUCACAACUGCUGUAUCGUAUUUGCGCAAAGGUUUUGUGGACCUAGGCAUGAAACAAGAUGCGGUAUGCAGGGAGUAUGAAAGAGAAGCUGUGAGCAUAGAAAGGCAGAUGAAGCAGCAACACGCUGACAAGGCAAAGGCUGUUGUUGUUACUGGGGAUGAUGACGAUGAUGAUUUCGUGCCCCGGGCAGCCUGCAAGUUUACCAGUAAGGAUGUUUCGAAGGAUGUCCCGGUCUCCCUCCCAUCCGUCAGCUAUGUUACCAGAUCCGGGCUGGUUCGAGGUGGAAUCCACAGAGAUAAAUUAACUCCUGGCCGCAAUGACUCCCCAAGUUCCAAGAAAUCUAGGAAGAUGAAGCGCAAGAUGAUUACUUAGCCUUGCACUUUGGAAGUGAAGAGGAGCGGGGAGGUGAGCACAUGGACAGGUGAAGUGAAGAAAACCAUGCAGAAACUCUUGGAUGGAUACAAUCAAGAGGUUCUCUUCGCUCAUAGAGAGAAAGUUGCAGCGAUGUUCAAGUUACAGAUUCUCAUGUAGUAGUGUCUCUUUCUCUCUUUUUUCCUGCAAUUUCUGAGUACUAAGUUUCCCGACUUGUAGUGAAAUUGUUAAGAACAAAUUUCUGUGCUAUUGUGUAUCGUGCAGAUUUCUGUCCCGUGCUAUUUUUACAUGCGCUUUUCUGUAUUCC